Cydia pomonella (codling moth) is the source of this 3254-nucleotide messenger RNA. It is a transcript of the gene ArfGAP1, whose product is annotated as ADP-ribosylation factor GTPase-activating protein 1-like. The transcript has 9 exons. Lineage: Eukaryota; Metazoa; Arthropoda; Insecta; Lepidoptera; Tortricidae. Gene Ontology annotation, molecular function: GTPase activator activity. Gene Ontology annotation, cellular component: Golgi membrane. Gene Ontology annotation, biological process: regulation of ARF protein signal transduction; regulation of endocytosis. The record is from RefSeq and is a predicted model, not a curated record. Bases 349 to 1380 code for a protein of 343 amino acids.
UAACGUAGAUAUAAACUAAAAAGAUAUCUUAACGCCUCUAGAUAUGUAAAAAUAACAACUGAAACCGUAAUAAUCAUAAAGCUGUGAAAAUGUUACUUUCAAAUUUUAUUGAAUUAAUUCAAAUAAUAAUAUCCGGCUGCUUUUAAUACGCGUUCGGCUAAUCUUCUACCAAAACUAACGCGUUUAGUCUAUGGAUGCCAACAAGAGAGUUCGUAUACUUCGGAAUUUGACAACCAGCCAGUCACAAUCCCUUCAACUGCAGCUGGGGCCUACCGAGAGUCGAGACUCCGGUUCGGGACCGUUUCGAAGUUUCUCGUCAAGCUGAAGGUAUCCAAGACGUCGGACCAGAUGGCGUCGCCUCAAACACGACGCCGUUUAAACCUCAUCCGCUCUCAAGACAACAACCAUAAAUGUUUCGAGUGCGACACUUCGAAUCCCCAAUGGGUGUCGGUGACGUACGGAAUUUGGAUCUGCCUGGAGUGCUCGGGUGUGCAUCGCAGCCUCGGCGUGCACAUAUCCUUCGUGCGAUCAGUGACCAUGGACAAGUGGAAGGAAAACGAGAUUGAAAAAAUGCAAGUCGGCGGCAACGCCCGUCUCAAAGAGUGGUUCGACAGCCAGCCCGACGUGACCCCGGGGAUGUCCAUCGUGCAGAAAUACAACACCAAGGCCGCGGCCAUGUACCGGCAGAAGAUCACCGCGCUCUCCGAAGGACGCGAGUGGAGCCCCUCGGACUACCAGCCGGACCGGCCGGCGCCCAAGCCGCAGCCCUACGCCGCCUCCAAGGACUCCUACUCCAACGGCCAGGAGUUCCACAACAGCGGCUCAGAAAACAACAUCAGCUAUCACAGCGAGUACGGAAGCGGUCGCUACACGGGCUUCGGUAACCAACAGCAGACGCGGUCAACCCCCAUGUCGCCCACGCAAACCGGCAACGAAGUGGUGGACAACAGUCUUGCUGCGCUUGCUUCGGGAUGGUCGCUGUUCACGUCGACAGUGUCAAAAUGCGCGCGCACCGCCACCGAGUCCGCAGUCCGCUACGGCGGCAUGGCCUCGCAGCGGGUCUCCGAGAUGGCCACCACCGUCACUGAGAAGGUGAACAACCGGGGUGGAUGGAGCUCGCUAGGCGGUACAACCGACACCCGUCGAGAAUCCUCCAGCGGUUCCAACCAGCUCUUCAAGUCCCAGUCGUAUGGUGCUAUGCGCAGUUCCUCCUCCGAGCCCUACUCGCAGUGGAACGAGCAGGUCCAGCCUUCAGUAGCGGCCCGUAACAACCUGGACGCCCGUGACCUAUCACAGGUGGGAGUGUCCAACCCGCCCCCCGACAUCAAGGACCUCAAGAUACGCAAGCAGGAGGACAGCUGGGACUGGCUGAACAACUAGAUCUGAUAACGACAAACACCGAUGGAACCAGAUGGCCAAAUGAUCGUGAGAUUAGAUUAUUUCCACUCUCCCUGCACCCCGCUAGGUCCACAUAUUUAAUAUUACCCCAUAGUGUCCCUGCCAACAUAAGUGUACCUUGACACCAUUACCCCAUAGUACUACGCCGUAAUGGAUCAAGCCAUGAAAAUACCCGUAAUACCUUACAUUUACCGUGGAAUAUUUCAUGGUGAAACUUUAGAAAACUAUGUUGCUGAUGAAAAAAAAUCUGUCCGUUCGUUUAUGGUGCAUGCUUUCAAAUGUUGAUGUGUAUAGCUGUUAUUGAAAGAUAUAUUAUGUAUAUUAUAAGUUUUCUCGUAAAUGUAAUGUUGAGAUAAGACGUUAUUUACAUUAUGCCAUUUUAUAUUUUGUUCUGAAUGCAAAAAUAAAUUUGAAAAUUUUAUUUGUGAAAAAUUUAUUUCAGUUCAAUUUUAAAAUUAUUUUCAAUAUUUGAUUUGAUAAAACUAGGAUUUUUGGCGUGAGCAUUUAAAACACGAUAUAUUCCAUUAUUGUUAUGUAAUUAUUAUAAAAUUUAAAUAGUUAUUAUAAUUAUGUAUGUUUAACACAUUCACUACCGGGAACCCACCUGGUGGGCGCUCGUGAACUUUGUUCAGAUGCCGGACAACCCGCUGGGCGGGUUUUGUACGCAGCUAUAGACCGCCGGUUUCUGGGGUAGUGCGCCGUUUUUUGUCUGGCAGUGAAUGUUUAAGUUAACUGAAUCAACUUAGAAAAUAAUAAUUUUUUGGUGGCGUCAUGUUAAAAACUAUAAUUUAUUUCUUCUCUUCGUAACCGCGCACUUUUUGCGGACAAUCAUGAUUUUAUGAACAGUGUAUAUACUUAAACCUUUUAUCUAUAUCAAUUACUAGGUAAAAUGUUAUUUAUAUUUCAAUUUAACCAUUGUAUACCUGUUAAGUUAUAUGUCAAAUAAAUAACCAAAUCUGUCAUAAUUGUUUACAUUAUUUUUAACUUCUAUUGGGAGCGUGCACGACUGUCACGCAACCUAGUGUCCGCAAGUCUAGGGGAAAACGUCAAUUCACUACAUCUUAUAAAACUACUCCAAAACUAAAAACUACUGAACGAAUUUUCAUACGACUUUCAUCUAUCAAUAGAGUGAUUCUUGAGGAAGGCUUAAGUAUAUAACUUGUUAAGGUUUUGUGUAAAUUGUUUGAAAUAUAACGAUGUUGUCGGAAAAAAUCACGCUGGCUAGGAGCUUUGAUCGAAAACGCUGUCUAAUCCGUUUGAGCUAUAACAACACAAUGUAUGGUGGGGUUGUUUCUCAUUCAUAGGUCUACAAAAAAGUCCGCGAUGUUAAAUGUCUAUCUUUUAAGGAUAACUUACUAUAUCCAUUCUUUCUUAACUUCUAGAAAAAGAUCACGUAAUAUGUGGCAUUUUCAAAGCUAUUUACAUGGAUACAUUAUUAACAAUUAUCAAAAUAAAUACGUUAGUUAUAUUAAGCAUUUCAUACAGAUUACAAUGGUCCCUUACACCAUACAAUUUAAAUGAAUAUUUCAGAAGUAAUCGUAAAUCAAAGUUUCAUUUCGAGCUAUAUAAUUGUACGAAAUGUUAAAGACGCUAUCCGCAGUUAGUUCAAAUUUUUACCACCUUAUGCGCUGGGAUCGCUUUACCUACCCCCACCACGCACUUCGCACGGUCCCAAUAGAACCUCACAUAAAACCUGUGAUGCUCGCUUUCAAGUAACCUUCGAAUCAAAUCUGAAUAAUUUUGAUUACUUUAACAGUCAGUUGAUUAUGCAUGUAUUGUAUAUGUGUUAGGCUUGUUACCACUGAGACAAGAAGCAUUCGUAAAGCCGGCUCAGGACCGCUUCGGCCUCAGUUUCA